Phaethon lepturus (White-tailed tropicbird) is the source of this 1492-nucleotide messenger RNA. RefSeq names its product fatty acyl CoA reductase 1 (gene FAR1). Gene Ontology annotation, biological process: long-chain fatty-acyl-CoA metabolic process. The record is from RefSeq and is a predicted model, not a curated record. The annotation marks the transcript as partial. Gene Ontology annotation, cellular component: peroxisome. NCBI's taxonomy places the organism in Eukaryota, Metazoa, Chordata, Aves, Phaethontiformes, Phaethontidae. Gene Ontology annotation, molecular function: alcohol-forming very long-chain fatty acyl-CoA reductase (NADP+) activity. The transcript is spliced from 9 exons.
AGAUGCUGUUCAGUUAAAUGUGACUGCUACACAACAGCUCCUCUUCUUGGCACAGCGAAUGAAGAAUCUGGAAGUGUUCAUGCACAUUUCUACUGCCUAUGCAUAUUGCAAUCGAAAACACAUUGAGGAAAUAGUUUAUCCACCUCCUGUUGAUCCCAGGAAACUGAUUGAUUCUCUUGAGUGGAUGGAUGAUGGCCUGGUGAAUGAUAUUACUCCUAAACUGAUAGGCGACAGACCUAAUACUUAUACAUAUACAAAAGCCUUAGCCGAAUAUGUAGUACAACAAGAAGGUGCAAAACUAAACACAGCCAUUAUAAGGCCAUCUAUUGUUGGUGCUAGCUGGAAGGAGCCUUUUCCUGGAUGGAUUGAUAACUUCAAUGGACCUAGUGGUCUCUUCAUUGCUGCAGGAAAAGGAAUUCUUCGAACAAUGAGAGCUUCCAACAAUGCAGUAGCAGAUCUUGUUCCAGUAGAUGUUGUUGUCAAUACGACACUGGCUGCAGCCUGGUAUUCUGGAGUUAAUAGACCAAGAAAUGUCAUGAUAUAUAACUGUACAACAGGUGGCACCAAUCCUUUCCACUGGGGUGAAGUUGAAUACCAUGUAAUUUCUACUUUCAAGAGGAAUCCUCUUGAACAGGCCUUCAGACGGCCCAAUGUAAAUCUAACUUCUAAUCACCUUUUAUAUCAUUACUGGAUUGCUGUAAGCCAUAAGGCCCCAGCAUUCCUGUAUGAUAUCUACCUCAGGAUUACUGGAAGAAGCCCAAGGAUGAUGAAAACAAUAACACGUCUUCAUAAGGCCAUGAUGUUAUUAGAAUACUUUACAAGCAAUUCUUGGAUCUGGAAUACUGAAAAUAUGACUAUGCUAAUGAACCAGCUAAACCCCGAAGACAAAAAGACAUUUAAUUUUGACGUUCGACAACUACAUUGGGCCGAAUACAUGGAAAAUUACUGCAUGGGAACGAAGAGAUAUGUGCUGAAUGAAGAAAUGUCUGGCCUCCCUGCAGCUAGGAAACACUUGAAUAAGUUAAGAAAUAUACGCUAUGGCUUCAAUACAGUUCUCGUGAUCCUGAUCUGGCGUAUCUUUAUUGCAAGAUCACAAAUGGCAAGAAAUAUCUGGUACUUUGUGGUUAGUCUGUGUUACAAGUUCCUCUCCUACUUCAGAGCCUCCAGUACUAUGAGAUACUAAAGAAGAUAAUUUAGCAUUAGGACAUCUAUGCAUAUGGUGGUCUAACUGCACAAAGCCUGUAACAUGUAGUCAUCUCACAUUUUGUAAAAGCAUAAUUUCAUCUUAAAUUGGGGUGUGAAAUACACAGUAUGGUAUAUGUAAUAUUAGUUGUGUAUCUUCCUGGAAACAGAGAAAAUAAAAUGGUCAAGUGCCAGGUUGAAUUGGCAUUAGACAAGCAUUUAAAUAACUUUAACUCUUUGACCUGAGGAAAACAUUUUAGACCACUGACCAACAUAACUGUGCAAUUUGGAACGUUUGAUUGAAAUCUGC